Molecule: messenger RNA, 2562 nt
Organism: Malania oleifera
Lineage: Eukaryota; Viridiplantae; Streptophyta; Magnoliopsida; Santalales; Ximeniaceae
Exons: 5
Coding region: 944-1876 (310 amino acids)
Molecular function (GO): protein dimerization activity
Source: RefSeq, a predicted model, not a curated record
AGUGCGAAACAACCAAAACUCAACACAAAGUUACUGAAAGGUUUAAGAAGUAAAUUAGGAAAAGCGGUUGGAAAAUUCCUAAUUUAUAAUCGGAUUCCAGCGAAUGUAGCUGACUCUCCAUUUAUGCAACCUAUGCUUGAUAUUGCUGCAGAGGUUGGAAAGGGGGUGAAGGGUCCAUCACCCUAUGAGAUAUCUGAAAUUUAUUUGGAGCAAGAGUAUCAAGAAAUGAAAAAUUAUAUAGCUUCUUUUGCUGGAAUUUGGAAGGAAAGAGGUGUAACACUUAUGUGUGAUGGUUGGUCAGGACCAACUAGAAAACACAUUAUAAACUUUUUAGUUUAUUGCGAUAGAGGCACCGUGUUUCACAAAUCAGUUGAUGCCUCUGAUGUGCCAAGCAGAACAGCUGAAUAUUAUUUCAGAUUAAUGGAUGAGGUGGUUGAAGAAAUUGGAGAGGAGAAUGUUGUUCAAGUAGUGACUGAUAAUGAAGCUGCAAUGAAGGCAGGAGGAAAAUUAUUGAUGCAGAAGAGGCCCAAUCUCUAUUGGACAGCAUGUGCAGCUCAUUGCAUAGACCUUAUUCUUGAAGAUAUUGGUAAGAAAAGUAACGUGAAGAAGGUCUUAGAAGAUGCAAGAACAAUAACCUCAUUUAUUUACAACCACACAUGGACAGUGAAUUUCAUGAAGAAAUUCACAAAUAAUAGAGAGUUACUUCGCCCUGCCAUCACUCGAUUUGCCACAAAUUUCAUUGCUUUGGAGACUAUUGUCAGGCAUAAACAAGCACUAAGGGAAAUGUUUACAUCUGAUGCUUGGAAAAACUCAAGAUUUGGAAUGGCAAAAUCAGGCCCAGCAUAUGAUUCGAAGAAAAUUAUCUUAGGCAAAGAGUUUUGGCAAAAGGCCUCUGAUAUAAUUAAAGUGCAAGAACCCUUGGUGAAAGUUCUUAAAUUGGUUGAUGGUGAUGAAAAAACCAACCAUGGGCUUCAUAUACGAGGCAAUUGAUAGGGCGAAGUUGGCCAUUCAAAAAGAUUGCCGGUUUUACAAAGAUUAUUGGAAAAUUAUUGACAACCGGUGGAGUUUUCAGUUGCACCAAGAUUUGCACGCUGCUGGGUAUUUUUUGAACCCACAAUUUCUUUAUGGUGCCCCACCCUCUCCUGAAGUUGCUAGAGAAGUCAUGGAUGGAGUUAAAAAAGUGAUAACCAAGUUGGUACCCGAUAUAGAUACUCAAAUUCGGGCUAUUAAUCAAUUGUUGCUAUAUCGAGAUAGGCAGGAGACUUUUGGAACCCCAUUGGCUCAAAGGGCAGUGAAACAAACAAAUCCUGCUGAAUGGUGGAUUCAUUAUGGCUUGUGUGCUCCUGAACUCCAAAGAAUAGCAAUUAGAGUUCUUAGCCAGACCACAUCAGCUUCGAACUGUGAGCGUAAUUGGAGCACCUUUAGCCUCAUCCAUACGAAAACAAGAAAUAGAUUAAAGUACAUGAGACUACAAAAACUUGUUUUCGUACAUUACAACAUGAGGUUAAAGUUAAGACGUACAAUGAGAAGAAGCCAACGAGAAAUUGAAGAGGGUUUCAAUCCUAUCAAUUUGGACUACAUUUUCGAAGAAGAUGAUCCUUUAAGUCAAUGGUUAGAGGAGAGAGAGACACCACUACUCGACGGUCAGGACAAUUCAAAUUGGUUAAAUGAAGAGGUUGGUGGUACUACAGAAGGAGGUGAUCAACCACCAAUAAACGCGCAUGAUGAUUCAAGUUCAAGCCCUGAACGUACACAAAGUGAUGACAAUCUUGGUUUGAGCCCACCAAGUGAUGAUGAUGGUAAUAGUGGUGCUGGAGCUGGGGUUGGGGGGGGGGGGUGGCAGUGGUGGUGGUGGAGGCGGCGGUGUAGAAUAUAAUUAUGGAUAUGAUACAGGGACAUCAUUUGGAAGGGAUAUAUAUCCUUCUGAUCCUUAUGGACUACAUGACAUACCUGAAAAUUAUGACUUGGGUAUUCCUCCAGGGAACCAAUCUUCACAACCCAGGAGAAGGAGUGCUCGUGGUGACCCUAACGAUUCUACUGAAGAUUCAUAUGGUGUGGUUCGUAGUUUUGGCGACUUUGGUUUAGAUGGUUCAUCAUCACAAUCAUAUGGAUCUCAUCCAGCAUAUCCACAUUAUGCAUCUCGUGACUCACAUUUUUAUCCCAGUGGAUCAGGAAUCUCAGGAUCUAGUGAGUCUUCUUCUACACACUACCCAGAGCCAGCCCCUGCCCCAACUUAUAGACAUUAUUCAGGAGAAUUUUCAUCACCAAUACAUUUUCAAGAGCAACAACAAAAUGACGUAAACUUGGGUUCAUUCAACUAUGUAUUUCCACAAGGAUGGGGAGAUAAUUUCCCAUCCCAAUCCCAAGAUACAGAUGCAAAUUAUGAAGACCCUCCACGUCAUUCUUUUUGGUGGUGACAUGUGUUAUGUUACAAAUUUGUAAUAUUGUAUUCAUGUAUUUUCAACUAUUUAUUGAUAUUUGAUAUUAAUCACUUUUUAAAUUCAUGUAUGUGUAAUGUGUAUAUUGAGUAUUAAGUCUAUUGAGUAUUGAUUCAUUUUUAGU